Thlaspi arvense is the source of this 1716-nucleotide messenger RNA. NCBI's taxonomy places the organism in Eukaryota, Viridiplantae, Streptophyta, Magnoliopsida, Brassicales, Brassicaceae. The record is from the annotation of a GenBank genome assembly.
CUCUCUCGAAAUGCGUCUUUUUCUCCUUCGUCUAUCUUCUUUCCCAAUUUCUGCAAUUCUGGAGACGCUAAAGGUCUCAAUCCCAGUUUAAAAAAAAGACAAAGCUCUCGCCUUAUCAACUAUCACUGAAUAGAAGAAGAAGAAGAGGAAGAGAGAGAAGAAGAUGCUGUUUCAGGUGGGAGGUGAAGGCACACGCCCUACCUUCUUUGAGAUGGCUGCGGCUCAGCAACUUCCGGCUAGCCUUCGCGCCGCUCUCACAUAUUCCCUCGGCGUUUUUGCCUUGAGACGAUCGUUUCUCCAUAAAAUCUUAGACUACGAGGAUGAAUUCUUUGCUGCUCUGAUGCUUAUUCUUGAAGGGCAUAGCGUAAGAACUACAGAUGCUUCGUUUGCUGAAUCAUUGUAUGGCUUGAGGAGGAAAUCAGUGAGAUUAAGACUGAGGAAAGAUUCCAGCGAAGAAGUUCAACAUUCCGGUUUGGAGAAACGCCAGAGAAUCCUUUCUGUUGUGUUCCUGGUAGUGUUACCGUAUUUCAAGUCAAAGCUGCAUGCAAUCUAUAACAAGGAAAGGGAAGCCAGGCUCCGGGAAAGUUUAUGGGGAACAGAGGAUCAAGGAUUUGAUGAAGCUGACUUCUUCACAGGGGAGGAACCAAUUGUUUCAAGAGAGACCAGUGGGAGUCAAGAGCUUUCUGUUCGAGUACAAUUAGCUACGAAAAUCAAAAAGCUUAUAGCUGUCUGCUAUCCUUGGAUACAUGCAUCCAGUGAAGGAUUAUCAUUCACUUACCAGCUCUUAUAUCUGCUGGACGCUACUGGAUUUUAUUCACUUGGGCUUCAAGCUCUCGGUAUUCAAGUUUGUCGAGCUACAGGUCAAGAACUGAUGGAUACGUCAUCAAGAAUUUCGAAGAUACGGAACCAUGAGCGCGAGAGACUUCGUGGUCCUCCAUGGUUAAAAAAAAUGCAAGGGGCACUUCUUAGCUGUUCAUAUGCGGUGCUUGACUACGCCCAAACCGGUUUAAUUGCAGCAGUUUUUAUCUUUAAAAUGAUGGAAUGGUGGUAUCAAUCAGCUGAGGAGAGAUUGACGGCUCCGACGGUGUACCCUCCACCUCCACCUCCUCCAGCCCCAAAGGUGGCCAAAGAAGGAAUCCCUCUACCUCCCGACAGUUCCCUCUGCGCGUUAUGCUUGCAAAAACGUGCAAACCCAUCAGUUGUCACAGCCUCUGGAUUUGUUUUCUGCUAUUCUUGUGUCUUUAAGUAUGUUUCAAAGUACAAGCGGUGUCCGGUGACAUUGAUUCCGGCCAGCGUGGAUCAGAUUAGGAGGCUGUUUCACGACACUUAGGAACAAUCUGUUUUUAAUGGUUUUAAGCCAAGCAAUGAUGAGUUGUGUCACCAUUCUCACUGGCAAGAUGGUGCAAACAGAGUCUGAGCCGGAAUUGCUAAAAGACUGCCAAAGUACAUCAAGAAAGCUAUGUUAAUCGUACCCAAAGCUGAAUUUGAUGAAGAGGAAGAAAGCAGACAGAUGUUAUUCAUUUCCUGUCUUAGUUUCAAUUUUAAAAGGGAAUUGUAUAUUGCACAAUGCGGAUGAAAAAUAUACUGAUUAUUCAUUAUCAGCUUCCAUAUCUCUAGCUACUGAGAGAGCAUUUGAAAUCUGAAUGCGACCCAUUUGCAACAUAAUUGUUCCAUACAGACUUUCCAGCAUAUUCAUUUUGAUUCUGGAUUCCUUCC